CCUUGAGUAGGAGUCCGGAAAUGGCCCAGACUUCCGGUCCCACCGAAACGAAGCACGCUGCUGGCGCCGAGACGGUGUCGUUCUGAGCGAACUCGCUCGCUCGCCUUGCUCAUCUUCGAGAACUUGCAGAGACUCGUGGUUACGGCUUACGGACCCUGGGCCUCCGUGAACUCCUCAACCAGAGACAUCGAAGGCUCUUUUGCAAGUUGAAAACAACUUUUUGCUUUGCUAAAUCUCCACAUGAGGCAUUCGGUGAAUCGUCCCCCAACGCCAGACGCGAGGGAUGAUCAAGAAAAAGACCCUACUUUUCAAGAAAUUGUCAACAUUAAGUUGAUUGAGAGUGGGGAAAAAGAGCGUCUUAUGGAGCUUCUGAGGGAAAGGCUCAUAGAGUGCGGGUGGAAGGAUGAAAUGAAAGCUCUUUGCAGGGCAUUUAUAAAAAAGAAAGGUAGGAACAAUGUUACCGUGGAUGAUCUUAUACAUUUGAUUACCCCAAAAGGCAGAGCUUCAGUUCCUGAUUAUAUAAAAGCUGAGCUUUUGCAAAGAAUUCAAACCUUUUUGGUUUCAGCUGCUCUUUGAUGCAUCGUGUUUGUGUGACCCAGCUGGUUGGAAGUACUUGAAAGUUGUAAUCCCUGUUAUGAAUGGAAUUCAAAUAGAAGAUUUUCCUGCUGUGCUUUCUGGUUGAUUUGCAUUUCAGUUUCAGGAUAAUGAAAGCUAUGUGCCAAAAAUUUGAUAAGAUCCAGCCUGUAAAAUCUACUUAACCAACUUAUGCUUGUAAACCCAAGGCUCAAGCCUCAAUCUUUUUGUCCUGGCUAACCUAUUGUCUGUGAACUUGACCCUUUCACCUCAAGUUGGAACUUCUAGUUAUCAGGGAAGUCCCAAGAUUCAAGCCAUGAUUACAAUCCUUAAAAAACCUAUUAGGCUUCACAUUGUAUAUUUCAGUUCCUUUUAUUAUUAUCCUUCUUGUUUUGACCAA
Molecule: messenger RNA, 973 nt
Organism: Diospyros lotus (date-plum)
Lineage: Eukaryota; Viridiplantae; Streptophyta; Magnoliopsida; Ericales; Ebenaceae
Product: transcription and mRNA export factor ENY2
Exons: 5
Coding region: 241-576 (111 amino acids)
Biological process (GO): poly(A)+ mRNA export from nucleus; regulation of transcription by RNA polymerase II; positive regulation of DNA-templated transcription
Cellular component (GO): nuclear pore; DUBm complex; SAGA complex
Molecular function (GO): chromatin binding; transcription coactivator activity
Source: RefSeq, a predicted model, not a curated record